Molecule: messenger RNA, 5114 nt
Organism: Lathyrus oleraceus (garden pea)
Lineage: Eukaryota; Viridiplantae; Streptophyta; Magnoliopsida; Fabales; Fabaceae
Exons: 3
Coding region: 558-4736 (1392 amino acids)
Cellular component (GO): Ino80 complex
Source: RefSeq, a predicted model, not a curated record
ACUUGGGUCACUCGCUUUCAUGACUCAGUAAUAUACUCACUCACCUUCUAUCUCUCGUCUUCCCUUUCAUUCUCUCUCUAAAACAAAACAAAAAACCCUUUUUUUCUCACUUUUUUGUUACCUCUCUCUCUCUGAACAACAACAUAACAUUGCGUUCAUCCCUGUUAUUUGCGGUGGCCUUUUUAGUCUUUUCACUCUCUCCCUUUCUCAAAUCCAAUCACACGGUCCAUCUCUUCCCACGUCACCUUCGUCUUCUUCAUACCCUCCCCACCUUCUUUUUCUGUCGCACCCCCUUUCUUUUCUCUUUCACUAUAUAACCAAUUUUCACCCUUUUAGGGUUUUCAUUCUUCAUUCUUCAUUCUUCAUCGCUCUCCGCCACCUUACGCAUCGUUUCAUGGUUCUCGCUACUUCCUGAUUUCUCCUCCGAUUUCAUCAACGUUACUUCCUCUCUCUCUCGAUUGAGGGUUUGGAUUGAGAUCUGUUUGAUUGGGGUUUGAAUUUUUUGAAUUCGGUUUCCAAACGCGCUUUUUGGCGGCAGUUUGGUGUUGUUAUGUUUGAUGGCAAUUGAGAAGAACAGCUUUAAGGUGUCUAGGCUUGAUUCUGAGUAUUCGCCUUUGAGUAAAGAAACUAUGUCUAGUGGUGAUGAAGAUGAUGUUCAGCGGCGGAACUCGGCUAAUGAAUCUGAUGAAGAUGAUGAUGAGUUUGAUGAUGCUGAUUCUGGGGCGGGGUCUGAUGAUUUUGAUUUGCUUGAAUUGGGGGAGACUGGGGGUGAGUUUUGUCAGAUUGGGAAUCAGACAUGCAGCAUUCCGAUAGAACUUUACGAUCUUUCGGGGCUUGAAGAUAUACUUUCUGUGGAUGUGUGGAAUGAUUGUUUGAGUGAAGAGGAGAGGUUUGAACUUGCUAAGUAUCUUCCUGACAUGGACCAAGAGAAUUUUGUUCAGACUUUGAAAGAGCUUUUUACUGGUUGUAACUUUCAAUUUGGGAGUCCAGUUAAGAAGUUAUUUGAUAUGCUGAAAGGUGGUCUGUGUGAGCCGAGAGUUGCUCUUUACAGGGAGGGCUUGAAUUUUGUUCAGAAGCGGCGACAUUAUCAUUUGUUGAGGAAGCAUCAUAACAGCAUGAUUAGCAAUCUUUGUCAGAUAAGGGAUGCUUGGCUUAACUGCAGAGGAUACAGUAUUGAAGAAAGGCUCCGUGUCCUGAAUAUUAUGACCAGUCAAAAGAGUUUGAUGUGUGAGAAGAUGGAAGAUUUGGAGGCUGAUUCUUCAGAUGAACAAUCUGGUGAAGGCAUGUGGAGUAGGAAGAACAAGGAAAAGAAAAAUGCCCAGAAAUUAGGUCAAUUUCCUUUCCAUGGUGUGGGUUCAGGUUUAGAAUUCCAUCCACGAGAGCAAUCAGUGGUUAUGGAACAGGAGAAGUCUAGCAAGCAAAACCCUAGAGGUAUACUCAAGCUGGCUGGUUCAAAGACUCAUUCAGCAAACCCAACAGGUCACUCGUCUUCUGUCUACCAUGGUUUGGAUAUGAACCCCAGGCCUAAUGGUUCAGCUUUUGCUCGUUCUCAACAUAUUAAGUCAACUGGAUAUGAUGCGGGGUCAAUCCACAGAAUGAGGGAUCCAUUGUGGAAUGAAGACGAUGAGAAUAUGUCAUUUGGACUAGAUGUCCAUCGAGAUCGCAAUGCAUUCCGAGGCAGCCUGAUGGACAAGUCUAGUGCCCUGAGAGUGGGAAAGAGGCACGACUUUCUGAGAGGUGAUGAGAUAGAGGGUGGCAAUUUGAUGGGUCUGUCUAUGUCUUCAAAGACUGAUCUGCAUGGAUACACAAGAAAUCCAACCCAAUUCUCUGAUAUGCAGCUGUCCACGGCAAACCCCCCUUCUAAGAGAGGUUCACAUGAUUUUCCUAGAAAGGGAAAGUAUGCUGAAAAUGUUCAACAAUUUGUAGGCAGUGUUCAGGCGAAGUCAAGAUCAAGGGGUUCAAAGACAUCACAUAAAGUUGAUAUGAUUGACUCACCAUACCAUGAUGAUCUUUUCUGCAACAAAACACCAGCACAGGAAUUUGGUACGGAUUCAGUACUUAAAUAUGAUGAUUGGAAUCCAAAAAGCAAUAAACGGAAAGCAGACAGAGAGUCUCCUGAUCUCAGUUAUACAGCUUAUAGGUCUUCCUCACCACAGGUCAGUGAUAGACUUCUAUCCUCAGACUUUAGAACAAAAUCAUCGCAAGAGAAGAUUAGAGGGAAUUUUGUACAGAAUGGAGUAAAAGAUAUGAAGUCUUUGAGGGCUAGCCAUAUUCUCCCAAGAAGUGAAGAAACUGAAUCAGAUUCAUCAGAACAGUUGGAUGAUGAUGAGGAUGAUAAUCCUUUAUUGCAGAGAAAAUUUACUUACCCAGUUGGUACAGUUGCUGGUUCUCUGACGAAAUCAUUGAAGUCUCAUCUAGAUCCUAAGAAGGCCAAAUUUGGUAAGACAGAUAUGAAGGCACAUGUUAUAACACAAUCGAAAAAGAAAGGCAGCUUUGCAGAGCAGGGGAACAUGCGUGGAGCAGAAAAUUACCUUUCAAAAAAUGCAAAGCAGAAGAGUAAAAUACUCAAUGGUGGUCCUUUGCGUAACCCUGCUGGUAAAUUCAUUGAAGAGAACUAUCCCUCAGGAUCAGAUAUGCUAAUUGGUGGUCAUGAUGACUGGAGACAAUUGUAUAAAAGCAAGAAUGAACGAAUGCGAGGGGAACCUGUUGAAAGGUUUGACGUGCCAUCAUCAAUUGCAUAUGCUGCUGAGCAUAAGAUGAAAGGGAGAGCUGGCCUUGAUCAUUCUAUUUUGAGGUCAAAAUAUUUACAUGAUUAUGGCAAUGAUGAGGAAGAAUCACUGGAAAAUCGGUUGCUAGGGGGGGAUGAAAAUGGAGUUGGACAUGGCAGGUUUUGGAGAAAAGGGCAGAAAAAUGUUGCAUAUAAGGAUGAGCAUAAUGAAAGAUCUGACGCACCAUUACUUGGUUGUAACUCAACAAUGAAGAAGCGAAAAAUGAAGCAUGGUGCAGCAGAUUCUGUUGGAAGAGAUGAAGAUGCCAAUCUUCUGUCAACCAAUCCUCCCAAAACAGAUGACUUGCCUUCUUUUUCUAUGAAAAAAAAGUCAAAGAAAAAAACAGGGGCUGAUAUGGUUAUUUCUGAAAUGGAAAAUUCUGAACUGCUUGCUACUGAUACAGUGGCAGCAGACAUGGAACUGGAAAUCAAGCCACAGAAAAAGCCAUUUAUUUUGAUCACACCUACUGUCCAUACUGGAUUUUCAUUUUCUAUAAUGCAUCUUCUCUCUGCAGUCCGCAUGGCAAUGCUUAGUCCACCUGCAGAAGAAAGUUUGGAGGCGGGGAAACCUAUAGAACAACAGAAUAAAACGCAGGAAGACAGUCUUAAUGGUGUUAUUUCUAGCGAUAAGGUGGCUGCCAAUGGUGAAGCUUCUGACCAACUAAAUAUGCCAUCUCUUACUGUUCAGGUGAUUGUCAAUCGUGUGAGAUCAAACCCUGGCGAUCCCUGUAUUCUUGAGACACAAGAGCCAUUGCAGGAUUUGGUCAGAGGCGUUCUAAAGAUAUUUUCUUCCAAAACGGCACCUUUAGGAGCAAAGGGUUGGAAGGUACUAGCAACUUAUGAAAAAUCUACCAGAAGUUGGUCAUGGACUGGCCCAGUUUUGCAAAAUUCAUCGGACCGUGGUACCAUUGAGGAGGUGGCAUCUCCUGAAGCUUGGGGCCUUCCUCAUAAGAUGCUCGUUAAGUUGGUCGAUUCCUUUGCCAAUUGGUUGAAAUGUGGUCAGGAUACUCUUCAACAAAUAGGAAGUCUCCCUGCACCACCCUUGGAAUUGAUGCAAGUCAACCUUGAUGAGAAGGAAAGGUUUAGAGACCUGAGGGCCCAAAAGAGUCUCCACACCAUAAAGCCAAGUUCAGAGGAAGUGAGGGCUUAUUUUCGCAAGGAGGAACUUCUCAGGUACUCAAUUCCCGACAGAGCUUUCUCAUAUACUGCAGCUGAUGGUAAAAAGUCUAUUGUAGCUCCUUUGAGAAGAUGUGGUGGGAAGCCAACAUCAAAAGCCAGAGACCAUUUUAUGUUGAAACGUGAUCGCCCACCACAUGUUACAAUUCUCUGUCUUGUGCGAGAUGCAGCUGCUAGGUUGCCUGGAAGUAUUGGUACUAGAGCAGAUGUUUGUACAUUAAUUCGAGAUUCUCAAUACAUUGUUGAAGAUGUAUCUGAUUCACAAAUUAACCAAGUAGUUAGUGGAGCCUUGGAUAGAUUGCAUUAUGAACGUGAUCCUUGUGUGCAAUUUGAUGGCGAGAGGAAACUAUGGGUUUAUUUACAUAGAGAAAGAGAAGAAGAAGAUUUCGAGGAUGAUGGCACGUCGUCCACAAAGAAAUGGAAGAGGCAGAAAAAAGAUGCCACUGAUCAAUCUGAUCAGGCACCAGUAACUGUUGCUUGUAAUGGGACUGAAGAGCAGAGUGGAUAUGAUUUGUGCUCUGAUCUCAAUGUGGAUCCACCAUGCAUUGAAGAUGAUAAGGGAGCAGUCCAACUUAUGUCUAACGAUACAAGGCUGAAUGCAGAGGCUCAUGUUGACGUCAAUCCUGCUUCUGUAGAAGGCAAUGUUUGUGAGGACAAUUCAAUGGCUUGGGAGACUCUUGACUUGAACCCUACUCGAGAGUUAUGCCAAGAAAAUUCAACAAAUGAAGAUUUUGGCGAAGAAUCCUUUGGGAGAGAAAGACCUGUUGGACUACUAAGUGCAAGCUUAUUGUGAAGAACACUGCAGGAUCAGUUCAUCUGCAUUCAAGAAUUCAAUCACAGUGGUUAUAGCUGUGGUUGUAUAUAUUGUGGGCGCAGUAUCUUUGUAUAUUGAUUUGGUCGGAAAGAAUAGGAUAGAAUUUGUGAUCUUGUUGAAGAUCAUGGAAAGCUGGUUAGGUUAGCUGAAUGUUUUUGUGGUUUUACUUUUCAUAAAUCAUAAAUAAUAAUACCUUUUAGGUCUUGAUAUAAAAUGAUCUUAUUUUGCUUCUUGUGUGAGGGAUCAAGAAGCUCAAUUGUUGCCAUUGUAUUGCAUCGCAUUAUUGUGUAUAUAUACGGUUCCAUUAAGACAUUAUGUCAGUAGUUCAUCCAAUGAACAGGACAAAAUAUUUUAUUA